GUUUCGUCGAUCUGUCGUGGAACUGUCAAACAAUCGUUCGCCGUCAGUGCGAUAAAGAAAACUGAAAUAAGCAACAUUUCCACAUAUUGACACGCAUUGCAACGUUGACAAAUUUAAUUUACCAUGGCAGACAAAAGAAAAACCAAAAAACGUAAAGAGGAAUAUGGGGAGCCUCCCGAGUCAGAAAAGCCGACGCGCGAGGAGUACUCUGUAGCCAAGUGGCUGAAGGCCAACGUGCCUACCAAGAAGACCAAGUUCCUGAACCAUCACGUGGAAUACUUCACUGGAGUGAAGGCCGUGGACGCGCUCCUGACGUCAAAAUGGGCGACGGGCAAGAACCCUAUCUUCACAACGCGGCUCGAGGUCACAGAUUACUUGCACCAGAUGCUGCUGCACAAACUAUUCCACAGGGCUAAGAAGGUACCAGUGAGCGAACAGGAGUUAAAAGGCAAGAAGAAAAAGGAUGCAGAUAAAAACAAGAGUGGCGAUGAAAAGGACGACAAGAGUCAAGUCAGCGCGAGUGAGGGAAAGGACACAAAAGAUGGCAAGGACAAGGACAACAAAGAAAAAGAGAAGAAGAAACGCAAGAUCCGGCUAGAAAUGCACAUGGAGCAAGUUUUCCUGGACACCCUGGACGCGUACGUGUGGAUAUACGACCCCAUGCCGUGGUACUACUGGGUGUGCGGCGCGCUCGUCGUGUUCGGGACCAUCGGCGUCUGCAUGUUCCCGCUGUGGCCCGCCACUGUCAGAAAAGGCGUAUACUACUUAUCGAUCGCGGCCGCCGCGUUCCUGGUGCUUAUCAUCGCCUUGGCCGUCCUGCGCGUCGUGGUGUUCUGCCUGGUGUGGCUGCUGACGUUGUCGCGGCACCAUCUCUGGCUGCUCCCCAACCUGACCGAGGACGUGGGGUUCUUCGCCUCCUUCUGGCCGCUGUAUAAGUAUGAAUACCGCGGCCCGGGCUCGGAGAGUGACAAGUCGUCUAAAAAGAAGAAACGCAAGAAAGACAAGCAGUCCGACGACGAAGAGGAAAAGGCGCCGCUGCUUCCCGCUAAGGACGCCACCGAGGCGCCCGCGGCGCAAGAGGAACCCAGCGAUACCAAAGAGGAGGCCCCCUCGCCGGGCGAGAAGCAAUCGGAGUCCGAGAGCGAGAACAGCCAGCGAUCGUCAACCGACCGAGACUUCGAGAUGGUCGACCCUCAGGACCUGGACGAGAAGGAGGAACAGUAACUACACGGCACGUAACUUUAGACUUAUUAGAAACAAAGGCUUGUUCAUUGGUAGGAAGACAUGUAGUUACCCUUUGACUGCGAAAGUCAACGGCCAGACUCGGAAACCGGUUAAAUUUCCAAACCGUUAUAUGUACUUAGCGCAACACCUUUUAACUUCGGUUUCGUUCGUAAAACCGUUAUUUUUAAACCGGUUUUAGGAGAACAUUUCCGUAAAGUCCUUGUCCUAUUUUAUGUCUACUGUCUUGUUCUAUGUGGGUGUCUUUGUUUACGCGACACACCACCAGACCGUACGACCGUCUCGUCGCUCGUCGAAUAAACCGGUUACAAUAAAGUUCUUAAAGCGUGCGCGUUCUUAUGAAAGUUCGGAGUAAAACCAAAAUAAACCGGUAUUUACCGCUAUUUUUAAACCGGUUUCGAGCCUUGGUCAACAGCACAAUAUCAAACUUCAUGCAACAAGGUUCACGAGGACGCGCCGCACACGAUGUACUUUGAUUUUGACAGCUGAUCAAGGCUUCGUACAUUAUCCGGUAAUUUUGAGGGCCUUCCGCGAAACACUAAGGUCGCUGGCUUCUAUUUGGCUCUAUCGCUCGAAUAUGUAAGAGCAAUAGAGAUAGCGAACAUUUGAUUCGCGGUAGCCUGGUGGUUAAAGUUUACGCUCGAUAAUUCAACCACAUAACAUAUGGCGAAUGCAGCGUGUUCUUCAGUUGUCAAACUCGGACUGCCAGAAAUAACUCUUUGGUUAGAAACAAAUUUGAGUUAUAACAAGCCAGUGCACUGGGGUCGAUGUUUAUAAACAAAAAUGACCUAAAAUUUUGGUGCAGUUUUUUGACAUUUAAUCCGUAUUGAUAUAAAUUUUGUUAUCAUUCUACGUCGAGUGUAGCAAUUUUGAUAUGCGUUGAACCAAUUUUAAUGUGAACCGUCUCGACAUAUCUUUUUUUUGACAAAAUGUAUCAUUUUAUUAAUUGUAUUCGUCCGAUAGAUACCCCCUUUUCUGAAUUUAUUUUCUUGUUAUUUAUCCAAGGGGUUUUUUGUAUAAUGUUAUUGGUAACUGCGUUUUAGGUCAAUGGAAAUCGGCGCAAUUUACGCGGCCAACUUAGUAGAAAAGUUAUAGGACAGUCAAAAACUACUUGUAAAAUGAAAUGUACUUGUGAAAUAGUAAAUAUUCUCACAGUGACCAUAUCUUCCAUUCAUUUGUAUGAUGUGUAUGUCUUGGCGUUUUAAGAAUGUUUAUUUAUUUUGUCUAUGUUUUAAACAGUUUAUUUUUUAGCCCACUUUGUGCUGAGUUAUAUAAUGUAUAGUGAAAAUUAUUUGAAGUGUAAACUUAAAUGAAAAUAUUAGCAGAUACAUUAAUUGUGUAAGAUGCGUAAAAUCUAAGACAAUUUCGUGCUCCGAAUUUGACGGGUUAUCUCUUAGAGUGGUAGGCCGUCGACUCCCGACCGAUUAAGUAUAUCAUUUAAAUUUCAAAUUUGAUUAAUUGAAAUAAAAUCAAAAUUCCAUUAACUCAAACACGACAUAUGCCACUUGAAGAGUUAACGAGAUGGCGCUGUAGAGGUCCAUAUAGGGACCGUGCGCGUUGGAGGCUUUGCCAUCUUGUGGCCUGAAUCGGAACAAUAAACAUGCACAUGUACACGUCACGUGUUUUCUUGUGCAUAGUAGGUUCUGCCAUCUUGUGGGCUACAUCGGAACAAAAAACAUCACAUUUACGCCUCCUUCCUACAGUUCAUGCACGCUCCCUAUAUUUUGCGGUAUCUCGGACUGUCAAAAGUUGACGUUUGACAAUUCAGUGACUGCCAAACAUAUGGCGCAAUUCAACGCCAUCUGUUUUGGAUGUGAAACUUAAGGAGCACGUUUUUUUCUUAGACUUUACCUCACUCUUACAAUCAAUUCUCGUUGAUAUUUAUAUAUAUUAGACAAAUCCAUAACAAAUAACUGUCUAGAGAUCGUAGGGCCUUGUUUUAAAGUUACUACUUUACGAGUCGCCUUUUAGACUGCCCUUUGAUCGCCAAAACGUUACAUUAUAAAAUAAACCUUAAUACAUUCUAAUAAUAAUAUACGAUAUGAAAUAAAAUGUGCUACUUAUGGCGGUCAAAAGUAUUUUUAAAUCCUAAUUUACACAUUACACUGUUCUAGUUAUUUGAAUUUGUCAGAAAGAAACAAAACACAAGCUAUCAAACGCAUAAUUUUUUUUAUCAAAGAUACAUUGUAUAAUGGCUUUACACACUCGUCGAGAUUCCCCGAGACAAGCCGAGAUCGAGUGUGUACAUGCUGCUCCCUUCUGGUCUCUCUGUCUCCGAUUGGAUCGGAGCGGUGCCAAGACUCAGUGAGAGGCUUUCAACGAGUGUUUAUAGCCGGCAUAAGAUGUGGAAAGUUUAAGAAUUAAUUGUGCACCCGAGAUUGACAGUUGAAGACGACUUUACACAUCUUAUACAAACAAAGAAUCUUUGUUUUUAUGAAUAAGGGGGUUAUUGUGGUCAAAUAAGUUUGAGUGAGCGAGUAGAUAAUGUAUUCUACUUAUAUAUAACGCUAGCUUCAAGCAUCGCAAGCGUUAGUGUGAUAAAUUUUAUACUUUGAGUUAAAUAUUUACAUUUGCAAUGUUUUCUAUAUAUUUUUGGUUUGUUAUAAUUUCUUGUGUCUGUAUACUUUUUACUGUGUACAUUUGUGAAUUUAUUUAUCGUCUUUAUAUAAAAUGUUAUCCAUAAUUGACGUUGAAUCUAAAGUACCUACAUGGUAUUAUAAUUCACUUUAGAAGAUUCUCAAUAAUAGAUCGAUAAGAUAUUGAUAAUAAAUCUAUUCGACAUUUAA
Cydia pomonella (codling moth) is the source of this 4028-nucleotide messenger RNA. RefSeq names its product translocation protein SEC62 (gene Trp1). Lineage: Eukaryota; Metazoa; Arthropoda; Insecta; Lepidoptera; Tortricidae. The transcript has 8 exons. The coding region runs from base 124 to 1224 and encodes 366 amino acids. Gene Ontology annotation, biological process: post-translational protein targeting to membrane, translocation. Gene Ontology annotation, cellular component: endoplasmic reticulum membrane; endoplasmic reticulum. The record is from RefSeq and is a predicted model, not a curated record.